Messenger RNA from Penicillium brevicompactum, 2097 nucleotides. RefSeq lists its product as uncharacterized. Bases 1 to 2097 code for a protein of 698 amino acids. The record is from RefSeq and is a predicted model, not a curated record. Gene Ontology annotation, molecular function: DNA binding; zinc ion binding; DNA-binding transcription factor activity, RNA polymerase II-specific. Gene Ontology annotation, cellular component: nucleus. The transcript has 4 exons. Gene Ontology annotation, biological process: DNA-templated transcription. NCBI's taxonomy places the organism in Eukaryota, Fungi, Ascomycota, Eurotiomycetes, Eurotiales, Aspergillaceae.
AUGUCCUCUCCUACUGCCCGACCCUAUCGGUCAAAACGUCAGCGCCCGUGUGAUCAAUGUCGCGCUCGCAAGCUAGGAUGUCAAACCACAGGCGGAGCUCCCUGUCAACGAUGCCGAUCGGCGAAAUUGGAGUGCACCUUUGAUAAUCCUCCCCCGAAAAGGGCCCGCGUCUCGGACUCUCUUCCCUUCGCCCAACCCGUCGCCGAGUCUCCCAUCACGCAGCCCUUUGAAAGUACGAUCACGCGCGAGUCCAGCGUAGCAGGAAGUGGGACCCAGAGCGCCGUACCACGAUUUCCAUCUCUCGGCUUGGAGCCAAGCAGUCAUGGAUUGUCUCCGGCCUCCGGGAUCUUAGGCCCCGGAAGACCCCCGACUCAGUUUGUCCAGAGUAUUGAUCAACUGGAGCAUGGCCAUGCCCAGCUCUUCGGCGCAUCCGCAGAAUCUGAUCCUUGGCUACUUCGGCACUGCUGUUUUGAUGACCAAGGCAUGAAAUACUUCUACAAAGUGCAUUUUCGCAACGCUGGAGGCGUCCCUACUGCACAACGAAUCCCGAUACACUUCAUGAUAUCGUCGGAGGAGCUUACCAACAGUAUCAAGCAUGAGACUAGGGCCGGAGUAGGUGAAGCAACACGAGAACGUCUGAACCUCCUAGUACCACUCGAGUAUGGCAGAAGACUAGUCGCCCUGUUUGUCAAGUACGUUUUCCCUGCUUUGCCAAUUAUUUCACGCUCGCAGCUGGGGUUGACUGCCCCGUCAUAUCAGCUACCCGACGCGUCGGUAUUAGAAAAAGUGCCCGUGCACCUUCUCGCAGCCAUCUACGCGUCGGCGUUCCCAUUUGUGGCCCAUGACGACUAUCUGUGCGUCCUGAGCACCUAUCAUGCGUCGCCGGUUGAAUCGCUAUGGCGUAUGGUCUACGAGCUUGUGACAGAGGAGAUCCACAGUCCCCGGCUUGCAGUUCUACAGGCCGCCCUACUGUACGUCCACCAGCAGCCAAGAGACGAGGCCCGUCACACUACCGCCGAUACUCCAUUCCUGUGGUCAUUUGUUGGCCAGAUCGUCGGACUGGCCUGCUCCCUCGGCCUCCAUAUCGAAUGCCGCAUGUGGGGCAUCCCGGCAUGGGAAAAGCGCCUUCGACGGCGGUUGUGGUGGGCCGUAUAUGCCGAAGAUAAAUGGCGCAGUUUGUUGAUGGGUCGCCCGCCCUAUAUCCACCCUGCAGAGUGGGACGUCAGCGACCUGGACGAAGGGGACUUUCUAGUUGGCCCACGCCAGGGAUUCUCGACCAGCUCUUGUGACACCGAGAUCCCUUUCCGCUACCUUAUAAACCUUACGCGAAUCGGCGAAGAGAUCCAUGACACGUUCUAUACCCUUCGAGCCUCGCAGAUACUCAACGCUGAUUUCGCUACCUCUUCUGAACUCGGUCGCGACUUAUUGGAAAGGUUGAAUGGAUGGUACUCAUCUCUCCCAGAGACAUUCCGACUACCCAACUGGAGCAAGUCCGUCAAUGGUCUUGCCCCAUACCCUACGUCCAUCCACUUCGCCUACCUCUUGCUGGUGGUCUAUGUCUACCGAGCCAUGCUCAGACCGAUGGCACGGUCAUCAGAGCCGCCUCUGAUUUUCGACCUGGAAGAUAUGACCACUGCCUCUCCAUUACCUGUCGACGAGUCUAUUUUGGACUUCUCAGAUCUGCCGGAGAUAGAAUUGUUACCGGAGAUGUCCAUGUCAGAUGAGUUUGGCACGGGCGAGGCUACACUACAAGCAGCAGAAAAGUGCGCUUCUAUAUUGGUGAACUUUACCAGACGGCUGACGUCUAGUGACUUCACGGCAUUCUGGUAUUCCUGGUCUCGAAUCGGGUUUGCCACAAUUUCUAAUUACCUAAUGCUGCUACUUGUACAGGCGCCCAAUAUUGCCCAUGCUAUCCGAGGGAGACACCUACGAGACUCGUGGCUGCAGGUGUUGAGGUGCCAAAGCCAGAGUUUCCCACUUGUGAAGCUUGGCCUAGCGCGUCUCGAUGCACUUCACUGGGCAGGACUUGGCAAUACCUUUGUUUUGCCGUUGCAUGUCCAAGAGGCUAUAGUAAGCCCGGAUAUUCCCGAGGCUUGA